Molecule: messenger RNA, 1913 nt
Organism: Vitrella brassicaformis
Lineage: Eukaryota; Vitrellaceae
Source: the annotation of a GenBank genome assembly
GGAAAGUGUGGCUUCAUCACCCGAGGCCUUCUGAUCCAUUGAUUCAUCUCGCUCUGCGGCGAGUGUUCUGUGGGAUCUUUACUGAGGGCUGUGCAUGAGCCCCGUGCUGCCCCUGUUGCUGUCGGCGUUCGUAUCCAUCCCAGGCUGUCAGCAUCGCCACUUCAACCCUGCCAGAUCCCAACUGGCAUCAUCUCUGCCUUGGCGUGUGUCGGAUCUAGUGAGGAUGGGCCGCAAGGAGGAGCUGGAUUCCAUCAUCAAGUUCCUGCAGAUAUGCGGCAAACUCAAGGUAGGUGAGCGGACCAAGCUUGAACGAUGAGACAACAGCAGGCAAGACAAGACAUUCGCUUGGGAUGUGACGAUUGCUGUUGUCGUGCACUGCAGCGGGUGAAGCGGACUGGGUGGGUCAGAGCUGGCGUCGAGCAACGUGACCAGACACACAAAGACACAUGAAUGAAGGGUCGUCUUGAUCGUUGGUUGCUUCCUGUGUGUGUGUGUGUUUGGUCUUCUCUCAGCUGAGUCGGUGGCCGAGCACAUGUACCGGAUGGCGAUGGCGUGUUUCCUGUUGCCGACAGCCACAGCAGACAGAAACAAGUAAGGUGCAGACAUGUCUGCAGUAUGGUGGUACCGUACCUCGCUUGCACCUGACGUAGGUACCGCCAUGCACACACGACACGUCUGUGUUGUGCGUGUGCUACGGCCUGUCGGUCAGGUGUGUCAAGAUGGCAUUGGUCCACGACCUGGCAGAGUGGAGCGUCGGUGAGAAUUACACACAUUGCAUCACCUCCAUGCACACACACAUGUGCCCGCCCACACAGGCGCUGCUGUGACCUUGCUUGCUGUGGUGUGCAGGUGACAUCACGCCCUUCUGCGGCGUACCGAAGGAAGAGAAGAGCCGACGGGAGAAGGUGGGUACGAUGGGUGGGCAUUCAACCAGACCAGACAGAAAGGCUGCACACAUAUAUAAUGCUGCACUCACUGCAUGUUGGUUGUAUGGUGUUUGCCAUCCCAUCCGUGUGUGCAGGCUGCGAUGGCUGAGGUGCGUGACCUGGUCGGGGGCGAUGCGGGUGAGUGAGCCACCCACCACAGCACAAGGAAGGAAGCACACAUAGUGGUGGGGUGCCCGCCGCUUUUCGUGUCGCGUCUGUCAGGGCAGGAAAUCUUCGACCUGUGGCUAGAAUAUGAAAUGGGUGGGCAGGCGAGAGACUCAGCCAAAACACGCGUAAUUCGUGUGUCUUUAUGUGGGCCGUGUGUGUAACAUCCAUCCGUCGUGUGUCAGGUACGAGUGAGGAGGCCCGCUUCGUGCGGGACAUCGACAAGUUCGAAAUGGUGCUACAGGCAUUCGAAUACGAAACAGGUGCGGUGUACGCAGACAGACAGAGAGGGAGGGAGUGGGAGCGGGGAGCGAGUGCCGCAUCGACACAUACCAACCUGUGUGCCGACAUACCUGUGCUCACGAACAGAGCAAAAGCUCGAGCUGCCAUCUUUCUACGAUACCACCAGGUGACAGCAUGCAUGUCGGCAAGAGAGAAUUUCCACCUCACCUUCCUUGCCGCAUGUGGCGCGUGUGUGUGCGCAGAGGUGUGUUCAAGACAGAUCUCUUCAGAUCCCUCGACCAGCACGUCCGCGACAUGCGUGACACGGCACCACGGACAUCCUGAGCGCCACGGUGGUCUGAGCCGAUAGGCGGAGGGAGGGCGGGGAAGAUGAUGUUGGUGUGGUGUGGUGUGAGGGGCCGGUCCUGCGCGGCUGAAUGAAUUGGAUGGCGUGGGUCGUCUUCGGAGAGGGGGGACGGGCGAGAGUGGAGUGAGUGGAUGUGUAGAUACGCGCGCUGCAGCCCAUUUUGCCGGUGGGGACGGGGCGUGCAUCAUGAUGACAUUGCCGAGACUGCCAACUAGGUUUUUCGUGUGACUGAG